This is a messenger RNA of Helobdella robusta, 906 nucleotides long. RefSeq lists its product as hypothetical. Lineage: Eukaryota; Metazoa; Annelida; Clitellata; Rhynchobdellida; Glossiphoniidae. The annotation marks the transcript as partial. Gene Ontology annotation, cellular component: Golgi apparatus. Gene Ontology annotation, molecular function: antiporter activity. The record is from RefSeq and is a predicted model, not a curated record. The transcript has 2 exons.
AUUGGAUUCAUCAUAGCAUUUUUGUAUGGAGCUUGUUCUGCCUCAAUGGCUUUUGUUAAUAAAGCUGUCUUGAGUUACUACAAAUUUAAUUUUCCAUUUUUCUUGGUCAGUUGUCAGAUGGCAUUCACAAUUGCAAUAUUGGAAGCUCUAAGGCUGAGUGGUAACAAAUUUUUAGUAAAGUUUACAUUUGAAAGAGCUUGGACAUUUUUGUUACCUUCAAUAUUUUAUGCUGCCAACAGUGUUUUAUCACUAUCGGCACUCUAUGGUAUGAACAUUCCAAUGUAUGGUGUUAUCAAAAGGUGUGCACCUGUAGUCAUUCUUAUCUUGGGGGUGGCCAUUUUAAAUAAGCCUCUACCUCAAGUGUCAGUGUGUCUGUCAGUCGGUAUGAUCACCGGAGGAUGUAUUGUUGCAGGUUAUGGGGACUUAACAUUUGAACCAUGGUCCUACCUCUGUGGCUUCUCAAGUGUCCUUAGUCAGGCAAUUUAUUUGUUGUUGGUGCAGAAGCAUGCCUCAGAUUUCGGUGCAGCUGAGUCAUUACAUCUGAACAGUUUCAACACAUUACCUCUCUUGCUCAUCAUAUCUUUAGUUGCACAAGAAUUCAACACUGCCCUGAAACAGUUUUUAUUAAACAUUAUAACUUUAAACAUCGGUUUCAUACUAACAUUCACAGCUGUUAUUGUAUUUGGUUGCCUAUUGAAUUAUUUGUUGUUCCUCUGCACGACGUACAACUCGGCACUGACAACAAGUGUGACAGGCACCCUGAAGACCAUACUUCAAACCGUGGUGGGAAUGUUCACCUUUGGAGGAAUCACAUUAAACAUUUACAUCAUCUUUGGAAUCAUUUUAAACUUUGCAGGAGGUGUGAUGUACACAGUUUUCAAGCAUAAAAUCACAAAAGAUAAGUCA